Messenger RNA from Lymnaea stagnalis (great pond snail), 16968 nucleotides. NCBI's taxonomy places the organism in Eukaryota, Metazoa, Mollusca, Gastropoda, Lymnaeidae. The record is from the annotation of a GenBank genome assembly.
CGACAGCACACGUUUUAGUUUUGAAACACAUCAACCUUAUGGGAGGAAAACAGGAACUGGUGAUUUCAAAAUGAAAUUAUUUACAUUUUUCUACUUAGUAUUUUGCUCCAGAUCUGGUAAGAAACCGAAGAGUAGAUCACGCUUGCGCUUAUGUGCUUUAAAACAAUUUCGUCAGCCCGUAUGAGCUAGUUAAUCGCCUGUUUCUCGACCAACGCCCAGCAACUUGUUAUAAAUAUGAAAUACGGGCACUGGGACACAGACGCUGGCUCUUAUCUUCUAAUGUUUCAUUCCUCUCCCACUUCAGAUGUAAAAGUUCUUAAAUUAAAAGAAUAACUUCUUCUUCUUUCGUUUUUACAGGGGGGCAUCGCUAAUUAAUACUUUUCUUUUCAAUGCUUGGAUUCUCAGGUGCUGUAGAUCUUUUCCCAAACCAUCCUUUCAUCUAAGCUUACAUCCGCCUUGAAGCCGAUUUCCCCUGGUGUUUUGGUGAUGUACCCUCAACACUCCUCUGUCAUUUAGCAUUCCUUGUAAGUGUCACGCCCAGUGUAGCCAGCAUUGUUUUUUUUAUAUCUGCUACAUGUGUGGGAUCCUUACAUAGACUAUACAUCUCUUGUUGGUUCGUAUUCUGCAUUAAUAUUCUUUCUUUGUUGGUCCAAAUAUUUUCCGGAUAGAUUUUCUCUCCCAUAUGUUUAAUGGGUUUUCUUCCGUUUGUAUUAUAGUCCAAGUUUUACUUUCGUUACAACUGGUUUGAUUAAAGUUUUAAAAACAGUUUUUCUUUGUUUUUCUCGUCAUGUUUUUACCCUGAGUAUUUUGUCUCUAUUGAAGUUUGCCCUGUUUCCGGCCGGUAUUCUUUAAAAAAAAUUAUGUUAUGAAUUCAUUUCUUUCAUUUAAUAAAGACCCUAGUUUUUUUCAAACGCGUGGUUUCUAAUUUUACUGGUUUCAUCUGUCUGUCUGUUAUCAUAAUCAAGGUCAUGUAUUUUUUUUUUUUUGUGGUAUUUUACUUCCAGGCCUUCUUGUAGUAAUGCGUCUUCUGUUGCAAUGAAGGCUUUUGAUUUGUCUUUGCUACUUUUCCCUAAUGGUGUAAUGUCAUCAGAAUAUGGAAGGUACUAUGGGGUGGCUGGUUGUAGAGAAUGCCUAUUGGUUUUGGGACUUAAGUCUCCCUCAGAAAGUAUCCUGCUAUUGUUCCUUGCUGUUGUCUACGUUCAUAGAUGGGUGUGGCUUAUCUCUUUGAUGCAUUGUGUUUACUACUACAUUAUGGAACGUUCUCGAGUGUAUUAGAAAAGUAAGCGUGUUUCUAGACGCGUCGGUAGACCCACAUAUAUAAGGGAUUGACAGGCACGAGAAUCGGUCGGAGAUUGAUAGAUAUUUUUAACUUCACGAGACGUGUAUUAUUCAUUGUGUGCUCAUAUGUGUUUAUUUCGAAUUCAUCAUUAUUAAUUGGCACAUUGUACUAAUAAUUGUAUACGGGUACAAGAUUUUCACAUACUCUGUAAGUUGAUGAUUUGUAAUUAUAUUUCUUUUGUUUUGUAAUUGUAUUAUUAAUGAAUUAAAUUUUAUUAAUUGUAAUUGGCAACAGUUUUUGCGUGUCGUAUCCUUAUUAUUGUAUUUCUCAAUGUUAUCGUCCUUUAUUGUGCACGGUUUAAACGAGUCAUAACUUAAAACAAGAGAUUAAUUUCUCACAAUAGAAGCCAAUGCGUAACACCAGACUUAUCUUGGUGUACGAACUACUGAUUUGACACUAGUCUUAUCUUGGUGUAUAACCUACUGACAUGACUCCAGUAUUAUUUCUGUACACAACAUACUGACACGACGCAAUUCCUAUCUUUGUGUAAGACGUGCUUACGUGACACCAUUCUUAUCUUGGUGUAUAAACUUAUGAGAUGCCACCUGUCUUUCCUUGGUGUACAAGCUGCUGACAUGACACCUGCUUACACGCCGUAAUCAUUACCUUGGUGAACGACCUGCUUAUAUAACACCAGUCUUAUCUUUGUGUACGACCUGCUGAUAUAACACAAGACUUGCGUAACGAUAGAUUCACCUGGUAUGGUGAUACUAAUUUCUGUGCCAUAGUUUCUAAAUAUAAUCAGGCUGAUUCUGUAGACCUUGGGCUUUCAACUUUAGCAUCAUUGGCCGGUUUGCUCAGACACUGUCGGGGGACGGACUAGAGUUUGAUUUGGUUCUGAAUACUAUGUGAAAUAAUUUCUAUGCGCACCGUACCUUAAAAAACAAUAAACUCAUGGAAAAUUUAAAUUGACAUUGUUAUAACACAUUUAAAUGAGAAUUAGGUACCUUGUUUUUGGCUAAUGUGAUGGCAUAUAUCCGAUUCCAUGUUCGUCACUGCUACCUGAGUACCCGUAAGGCAGUCUAGCGGGCCAGGUUAAGGACCUCUGGCAGGUCGUAUCUGACCAGCGGCCCUUAAUUUUAGAACCCGGCCCUGAAAAAAAUUUACGAUCACAUGUAAAAUACAGCUAAUUAUCUUUAAUUAAAAAAAAAUCAACUUCAUCAUUCUUUUAUAUCAAUAUCAUUUUCAUUUAAAAUCAACUUCUCUUUGUUUCUUUACUCAGUUCAAUGUGCGCUUCCUCUCGUCGACAAGACAGCGGUGGUCGAGGGAGAGCCCUUCACAAUCGUCUGCGAUCACCUUCGAUGCGAUGGCAUUCCCAAACAUGUAAACAGAACUAGUCUUAUAUCAAUAUUGAAGAUAAACCCCAACACUAAUCCAAACGAGACAGCUUUGGCUUACAUUUCUAUUAGCCAGCGUCGAUCAGAUGUUUAUAAAACGGUAAAGAUGCUUACAUUUGGAUUCCUUACAUUUGAGUCAGUUAAUUUUAUAGGCACUUAGAUUUCGGCCACUUAUAUAUGUUGAAUCCUUUAUGUUGGGGUCACUUAUUUUUGGGUAACUUCUGCUUUACAUUUAACCCCAAUAUAAUGAAUAGACAACUCAUUUAAGAGAUCUGUUAUACACAAAUGUUUUUGUGGGCAUCCGUAUGUCACAAUGUGACGAUGGCGUAGACGUCACAGGACGAAAUGACAAGGCCUGGGAUUUAUCUAUAGGAGGAUAAGCUGGUCCCCUAGACAGUUCAUCACCUCACUCCGUGCAUCUUUAUUAUCAAUGCAAACAUCAUGUUUGGAUGAUACAGCUCGGCACAAGUGACGUCGCAGGAGUCCAUGUUGGAGUCAGAAUUUUCCCUUUUCUCUUAGAUCCGUUGCCAUCCAAGGAUAACGAAUCCAAUCCACCCGGGGUGCCGGUGACAGCUUUUUAAAUUAAAUAUAAAAUAAAGGAUUAGGGAUUAAGGACGGGAUGCAUACAAUCUAUUAACAUGUAGCAUUCUGGAUUAUAACAUUACAACCAACUUGACAUUUGUUUCUUUAACUACUUUAUUUUGGGUACAACCAAAGACUAUUUAAGGAUGAAAGGUUUCAGAAUUGUUUUUGAUGUGCGCUUACAAACCUCAGAUGUCUCAUAACAUUAUAUGUAGAGAUCACAGUGAUGUCUCAUAACAUUAUGUGUAGAGAUUGCAGUGAUAUCUCAUACAUUAGUUGUAAUGAUCGAAGUGAUGUCUCAUAACAUUAUGUGUAGAGAUCGCAGUGAUAUCUCAUAACAUUAUGUGUAGAGAUCGCAGUGAUAUCUCAUACAUUAUUUGUAAUGAUCGAAGUGAUGUCUCAUAACAUUAUGUGUAGAGAUCGCAGUGAUAUCUCAUAACAUUAUGUGUAGAGAUCGCAGUGAUAUCUCAUACAUUAUUUGUAGGGAUCGAAGUGAUUUCUCAUAACUUUAUAUGUAGAGAUCGCAGUGAUGUCUCAUAACAUUAUGUGUAGAGAUGGCAGUGAUGUCUUAUACCUUUAUAUGUGGAGAUCGCAGUAAUGUCUUAUAACUUUAUAUGUAGAGAACGCAGUGAUGUCUCUAACAUUCUAUGCAGGGAUCGCAGUAAUGUCUUAUAACUUUAUACGUAGAGAUCGCAGUGAUGUCUGAUAACGUUAUAUGUAGAGAUCGCAGUGAUGUCGCAAAGCAUUAUAUGUAGGGAUCGCAGUGAUGUCUUAUAACUUUAUAUGUAGAGAUCGCAGUGAUGUCUCAAAACAUUAUAUGUAGAGAUCGCAGUGACGUUUCAUAACAUUAUAUGUAGAGAUCGCAGUGAUGUCACAUAACAUUAUAUGUAGAGAUCGCAGUGAUUUCACAUAACAUUAUAUGUAGAGAUCGCAGUGAUGUCACAUAAUAUUAUAUGUAGAGAUCGCAGUGAUGUCACAUAACAUUAUAUGUAGAGAUCGCAGUGAUGUCACAUAACAUUAUAUGUAGAGAUCGCAGUGAUGUCACAUAACAUUAUAUGUAGAGAUCGCAGCGAUGUCUCGAAUGAAAUAGUCGCUGAGGGUCACAUUAUAGAUAUGAGAAUGUGGACAACGCGCGGGCCGCAUUAAUAAUAAACGCUGUUAUCAGGUAGCGGGCCACAAAAUAUCUUCGCGUGGGCCACGAGUUUGAGAUCCUUGGUUUAAACCAUAACUUAAUGAUUGAUGAUCUGUUUUGAUCGAUCAAUGAACGAGGACACCUCACGGUUGAAAGUGUUUCCUCCAGUUUUCUCCUUCGUGGCUUCUCAGGGCGGGAACAAAAGUGGAAGCCACACUAGUACGUUGUGGUAUUGUAUUUGCUAGUUGUGAUAUGUGGAGUCCCUAGCAGAGUAUCGUUGGUGCAGAGUCCUUUCAACGUGCAGUCCUUUCAACAUGCAGUCCUUUCAACGUGCAGUCCUCUCAACGUGCAGUCCUUUCAACAUGCAGUCCUUUCAACAUGCAGUCCUUUCAACGUGCAGUCCUUUCAACAUGCAGUCCUUUCAACAUGCAGUCCUUUCAACAUGCAGUCCUUUCAACAUGCAGUCCUUUCAACAUGCAGUCCUUUCAACAUGCAGUCCUUUCAACAUGCAGUCCUUUCAACAUGCAGUCCUUUCAACAUGCAGUCCUUUCAACAUGCAGUCCUUUCGAUUCAGGCUAACGUCUUGUUCUUCCGGAUGGGUACGGGGCGUAGUCCUUGGAGUCCGGCCCCAGGGAACCAAUCCUGAAUCCAGCUGCAAAGAUGCGAUGAUUUCUUGCCCAACGGCAAUACGGCAAUAUGGAAACCAGGCGAUACGGCAACCAGGCGAUACGGCAACCAGGCGAUACGGCAACCAGGCGAUACGGCAACCAGGCGAUACGGCAACCAGGCGAUACGGCAACCAGGCGAUACGGCAACCAGGCGAUACGGCAACCAGGCGAUACGGCAACCAGGCGAUACGGCAACCAGGCGAUACGGCAACCAGGCGAUACGGCAACCAGGCGAUACGGCAACCAGGCGAUACGGCAACCAGGCGAUACGGCAACCAGGCGAUACGGCAACCAGGCGAUACGGCAACCAGGCGAUACGGCAACCAGGCGAUACGGCAACCAGGCGAUACGGCAACCAGGCGAUACGGCAACCAGGCGAUACGGCAACCAGGCGAUACGGCAACCAGGCGAUACGGCAACCAGGCGAUACGGCAACCAGGCGAUACGGCAACCAGGCGAUACGGCAACCAGGCGAUACGGCAACCAGGCGAUACGGCAACCAGGCGAUACGGCAACCAGGCGAUACGGCAACCAGGCGAUACGGCAACCAGGCGAUACGGCAACCAGGCGAUACGGCAACCAGGCGAUACGGCAACCAGGCGAUACGGCAACCAGGCGAUACGGCAACCAGGCGAUACGGCAACCAGGCGAUACGGCAACCAGGCGAUACGGCAACCAGGCGAUACGGCAACCAGGCGAUACGGCAACCAGGCGAUACGGCAACCAGGCGAUACGGCAACCAGGCGAUACGGCAACCAGGCGAUACGGCAACCAGGCGAUACGGCAACCAGGCGAUACGGCAACCAGGCGAUACGGCAACCAGGCGAUACGGCAACCAGGCGAUACGGCAAUGAUAUGAAAAAUAGGAAGGGAGCAACUUUUGCAUUGGUCGUACGUAAGUCGACAACAACAACAACGAAUUCAGAUCGAGGCUUUGGUGUGAACAUGCAGGUGAACACAAACAUAUUAUUAGUCUUUACCAUAGUCGAUGCAAGCAUCCAUGGCUAGCGUCGACGUGAGGCAAAUAUUACAUUAAUAAAUAGCGUCAGAGGGCCGUCGAGCUUGCGCUCUUUAUGCCCUCACCAAAACACCCCUCCCCAACACCCGAUAUCGGGCCGCAUAGCGGCACGUUGUGGAUGUCUCUUUUUCAGGGCAGCCUCCACCCGAGUCCGCUCGAUCGGGUUCCACUGGUGGCCGUCCUAACCCAAAGACACCCGGUCGGUCCGACACUGUGUUUGCGCACAAUGCACACGAUCGACUUUCUCAGGAGUCGGGAUGGAAAAUGUACGUCUUAAAAUCUCCCCCCCCCCAUGCCGGGGAAGCGUUAGACGCCCUAUAAGAGGGAUUCAACUGUGGUUUUCCACAACGCAACAAAUUUGCGAAGGAGCUGGGACGAAACGGUUGCCUUGAAACAGCUUCUCAUAGCUGCAUAGUAAGAAUCAUCGGCCACAGGUUACCAUCUUUGCGUCUCGCCUCAAAUCCAUUAACGGCUACUUGUAAUCAUGAUUCUUCCACAUGUGAAGCAUCACAACUGGCAGCCCUGUAGGUGCUGUUUUAUUUACGGCAGGUAACGAGUACGUCCAUUGUAUGCCCACGCAGGAAGAGUCACAGUGUUCUUGUUCCCCGGGUAACGUCGAGGGGGUCGGUGGCCGACGCCUCUUAAUCGAUAAGCCACCACAGACUUGUCAACCGGAGCCCUGGGAAGAAAUUAGGCAAAUGAUCUCUUCAAUCAUAAUGACACAAUAAUUGAUAAAAAAAGGAAUGCACUAUAAUAGUAUAAAUCUACCUCACCAUUCUUAAGAUGGCAUGAAGUCUUUAGAUAACUAAAUCUCAAAAUGGCCAAUACGUGUCCCAGCUUGAAGACACAUGGCAAACAUAGUUUUUAAGAUAAAAUGCAAAGGUCAAACUUGUUUAUUCUUAUGAGAAUUAUAAAGCAUUGACAUAAAUAAGACAUACUUGAAAUCAUUCCUGCACAACAAGCGUCACAACAUACGGCCCGCGGGCCACAUGCGGCCCGCAAUCACCCACUUUGUGGCGCGUAAAGUAACGAAGCAUUCUUUAUUAUUAAUAUUUUCUUAAUCGCUUUUCCUCUGACCUCUUUUCUUUUGCCCCGCACAAGUCCUUCCUUAUUUUCCGUUGGCCCGCGCACGUUUUUCAUUAAGUGUUACUUCCAUUUGGUUGUGCAGGCUUGCUUUAAAUAAUUGGUAGUAAAAUAUAACAAUAUAAAAGGUUUAAAAUAAAAUGCUUAAACAACUCACUAGGUUAUAUUUGCCGCCGGCUGGUCACUAUGGCGUGAAGAUCUAGAAAGAAGUGUUCUUAAUUCUACCUGGCAUAUAUAGUUAAGGUUAUAUAAUUGGUCAUUGGCUGAUUUCUAUCAUGUGUUAAACAGACCUUUUGCAUCGUGAUCAAAAGAUUUCCUGAGUUGACUCAGAAGUGAAGUGUAUUUUUGACUGCGCGUUUCAUGAGACGGUUCACCACUCUCAUUCAGUUCUAGACGAUGACAAUAGGGGGAAUAACCCAUAGCAAACAAUACAAAGGGUAGGGGAGGAUAAUCAAUCAAGGUUUUCAAAGUGUAUCACUGCAUUGGAAUUUAAAUGUCCAGCUAGAUUUCAUCACAAAUUUAUAUGCCUGGAAACGAGAUCGCUUCAUUUGUGUGUACCAUGAGCUCGCUCCAUCUGUGUGUACCAUGAGCUCGCUCCAUCUGUGUGUACCAUGAGCUUGCUCCAUCUGUGUGUACCAUGAGCUCGCUCCAUCUGUGUGUACCAUGAGCUCGCUCCAUCUGUGUGUACCAUGAGCUCGCUCCAUCUGUGUGUACCAUGAGCUCGCUCCAUCUGUGUGUACCAUGAGCUCGCUCCAUCUGUGUGUACCAUGAGCUCGCUCCAUCUGUGUGUACCAUGAGCUCGCUCCAUCUGUGUGUACCAUGAGCUCGCUUCAUCUGUGUGUACCAUGAGCUCGCUCCAUCUGUGUGUACUAUGAGCAGUCUUCUUAACCAAUACACUAUCGCCACGUCUACAUUUUGAGGCCUAAAUAGUAUAUGUGAAGUAAAUAAUCCCAAUUGCUGUAGCUCUGAGAGAAAAAAAGAGUACAUUAUUUUCAUUUCAUUAUGUCAAAUAUCUGUUCAUUUUUUCGCCAGUAUUUGUAGAUUACAAUCUUCAUUUACAAUGUCUCAUCCAUUUACAGCAAAUACCCGAUGGAAGAAACUGGAAGCCGUCAUUUCACAGUGAGAACCAUACUGACAACAUAUUCUCUAUUAAUGUGACUCUUACAGUGAUGGACACAAGGGUUGAAGACAGUGGCCAAUAUAUGUGUAGACUCUAUUAUAUGGCAAAUGAGGACGACUUUGAUAGCUCAGAUUGCAGUACUUCCGUUUGGCUCAGUGUCCGUAUAGGUAAGUCUGGGACUUGAUUUAAUUAGGCCAGACUGACACUGUCACACGCUUAAAACGGUAAGAGAAAGUCAAAAUAUAAAAAAAAAAAUAAUAAAAUAAAGUAUUAUAAUUACUUAAUUGAGAGUCCAGUGGUUUACGGUAACAUUUACAUUAAAAAAAAAUACAGUGUACAACUAAUGACUCCAUAUAUGGACUGUAACGAUCUUAAUUAAAUUGUUGAAAUUAAAACUGGCAUCAAUUUGUAUCUGUCAUCACUUUCUACCUAUAUAACAUGUUUAUUUAAUUAUAUAUCUUGCAACUUUAUCUUGAAACUUACGAGAAAAAAUAUAAAUUAACAGUUAUUUAUCUGGUUAGUGAAUGACAGGUGAUCCCGAUUCCGAUUAAACAAUGAUCCCGAUGGGACCAGUAUCCUGAUUGGAUACAGUUCCCGGUGGAAUCCCGAUCACAAUUACUUCCUUUUUUCGAUUGGAUCCCAUUUGCCGAUGGGAUUCGUUUCCUGGUGAGAAUACAUUCAGAGAGUGAUCCCGACUGCAUUGGAAACUCAAAAACUGUGGGAUACCGUUUUCCUGAUAGGCAUCCUGCUUUUUGAUAGUGUUUAAAAAAAAUUAGCUUAGUAGAAAGGCCCGAGAAAAAUUGACUAGCGAUCAAAGUGGCCCUUUAGACGAUUUGGGUUGACGGCCCUUGGACUACCAGCUACUGAUAAAAAACAACCACUUUUACAUCUCUACAGCCUCGCUGUACACCGGCCCUAAAGAUUCAAAGGUCAACACCGACUCUCCAAGUGGUACGUCUUUUCUUAGAAGUCAUGCAGAUUUUUUCCAUAUAUAUAUAUAUAUAUAUAUAUAUAUAUAUAUAUAUAUAUAUAUAUAUAUAUAUAUGGCAUCAAUAAUUAACAUCUACAAAUCAUAACUAAAAUUGGUGUAGAUUGAUUUUUUUUUUUCAAAACGAAAAUUAUGUGAAUCAGAUGGUUAAAAAAUGUACGAAUUCCCUUCACUUUGCUCGUCACUUCUUUCCCUUUCUAUGACUCUGUCUAAGUUUAUUUCACUUUUAUAUAUUUUUCUCCAUUUCUUUGCGUUUCUCUCUCUAUGUCGUUAAACUCACAAUCCGAUGUUUAUUUUUUUUUGUGUACACUUACACUACCAAGUGAGAUUACCAGGUUGAUUUCAAGGAAGUGUAAACAAUGAUUUACAUAUUUAAAUAAUGUUUUGUGAUAAAAAUAUUCCCUUUUUCUUCUUCUUCUUCUUCUAUAUGUUAAGGAUCCACGAUACAUUUAUUGAUCAUUUUGGCUCCUAUGCAUGUAGAGGGGAUUUGCAAUGUGCCUUGUGUUAAAGAGUAUGUUUCACUGGUUGCAAGAGCCACUUUUUGAGGGAAUCAUUCACUGGGGGUUGGAAGGCUUGACGCAGUAGAAGCAAAUGUGUCUACUGUUGUCGUCACUACUCUUCCUUUUGAAAGCUUGUUCCAGUCCCUGAUUGCCUUGAGCAGGAAUGAACAGCUCCUAUACUGGCUUCUUGCUGGUAUGAGCCUGGAAUUGCCUGUCAUUGCCUCGUCGCUGUCUAUGAGGGAGAGGGACGAGUUUGUGUUUAAUACUGGAACAGUGGACCAGCCCAUUAUUUAUUUUGUCCAUCAUGGAGAGCCUGGUUUGUCGUCGUCGUUCUUCGAAUGCUGACCAGCCUAGUGUUUCCAGCAUGCUGCCAACACUUGAGGUAUUCCUGUAGUGGUUCAGGACAAAGCGUGCUGCCCGUCGCUGGACCGCCUCCAUCCUGUCAAUGCUCUUCUGGGUAAAUUUGUCCCAGGCUGAAGAUUCAUAAUCUAAAACCGGACGGACAAAGGCUUUAUAUGCUCUUUCUUUCACACUGGAGUUGCCAAUCUUUAGAUUACGCCUUAAGAACCCAAGGGCCUUGUUUGCUUGGUUACAUACAUUGUUAAUAUGCUCGUCUCAACGGACCUCUCUUUGAAUUUUUAAAAACAUAAAAAAAAAUUAAAUGUCACCUUCCGACCAGGUUCCUUCCCAAAAUGGAUAAUGAUACUAUUUCCAGUGCAGAUGUUCUAAAAUGAGUCUAAUAUAGAAACACAAACAACAACGAGGUUACGGACCUUGGUGUCAUCUAUAUUUGUGUUUGAGACUAAAGCUAUUUUGUAAUACUUACUUCUUGCUUAACUAUCUACUCACGAACAUACGGUUUUCUGUCCCACCGAACACGUUCUACACAUGGUUACCUGUAAUAUAUUUAUCCCAAAAUUUUAUAAACUUACUUCCCUUUGUUUGCUUUAGAACUCGAAAUGCAAUUCCAAAGAUAUUAGCAGCGAAACAUGGGGUUUGAUUGGAGGUGUGCUUCAUUUGACAAGCACUAACAUUCGAACGAAUUGUUCAACAUCCUAAAUAAUAUACAUAAAUGUUAAUUAAGUCGUCUUAGAUGGAAUAAGAUGGUUGACAACAACAAGGAAUGAUAGGCUAUAAUUGACAUCAUUGUCACGGUGAGCAUCUGUCCCACUCUACAACUUUAUAUCGUGGGGUAACCGAAUGUUCCGUUUACAUCAUUUUAACAAAAAAAUUAUUAAAGUAUUAAAGGGCGUAUACGAAAAAGAUAGAAUAAUAAAUAUCUUAACUAGAACUACUGACGUUGGUAAAAUGAAUAUACAUCAAUUGCUUUGCAUUAAGAUCAACUGAUAUUGCCAAAGUUUAAUUAAUAAAAGGCUUUAAUUGAUAAAUUUCUGGUUUCACCAUACAGUCAAGUCAUUGUGAUGCAUCGUUUACCAAAUACCAUUAUGUUUCAAGAAGCUUUUAACAUGUCUCUCAGUGUCUCAACAUGCUGCUUACAUGACGCACAGUGUCUCAACGUGCUGCUACAUGACGCACAGUGUCUCAACGUGCUGAUAACAUGACUAACAAUGUCUUAACGUGUUGCUUACAUAACACACAUUGUCUAAACGUGCUGCUAACAUAACACACAGUGUCUCAAUGUGCUGCUAGCAUGACCCAAAGUGUCUUAACGUGCUAAUAACAUGACUCACAAUGUCUCAACAUGUUGCUUACAUGACAUACAGUGUCUCAACGUUUUGCUAACAUGACGCACAGUGUCUCAACGUGCUGGUAAAAUGAAACACAGUGUCUCAACGCGCUGGUAACAUGACACACACUGUUUCAACGUGCUGCUAACAACACAGUGUCUCAACGUGCUGCUAACAAAUACUAACAUGAUUCAUGGUGUCUCAACGUGCUAAUAACAUUGCAUACUAUGUUUGAACUAGCUGCUAACAUUAUACAUAAUGUGUAUCAUCUGGCUUCUAUCAUCACACAAAAGUAUCAACUUGCUGAUAUCAUCACACAAAAGGAUCAACUUGCUGGUAUCAUCACUGGCUUUAUAUAUCGACUGUUUUUAUCAUCACACACAAUCAAUCACCUAGCCGCUAUCAUCACACACUAUGUAUUGACUGCCUACUAUCAUCACACACUAUGUAUCAACUGGCUGAUAACAUCACAAACUAUGUAUCGACUGGCUGAUAACAUCACAAACUAUGUAUCAACUGGCUGAUAACAUCACAAACUAUGUAUCAACUGGCUGAUAACAUCACAAACUAUGUAUCAACUGGCUUUUAACAUCACAAACUAUGUAACAACUGGCUGUUAACAUCACAAACUAUGUAUCAACUGGCUGUUAACAUCGCACACUAUGUAUCAAAUGGCUAUUAACACCACCCACUAAGUAUCAAAUGGCUGCUAAUAUCACACACUAUGUAUCAACUGGCUGAUAACAUCACAAACUAUGUAUCAACUGGCUAUUAACAUCGCACACUGUGUAUCAACUGGCUAUUAACACCACACACUAAGUAUCAAAUGGCUGCUAACAUCGCACACUUUGAAUCAAAUGGCUGCCAACAUCACACACUAUGUAUCAAAUGGCUAUUAACAUCACACACUAAAUAUCAAAUUGCUGCUAACAUCGGACACUUUGUAUCAAAUUGCUGCUAACAUCGGACACUUUGUAUCAACCGUCUAUUAACAUCACACACUAAGCAUUAAAUGGCUGCUAACAUCACACAUUUUGUAUCAACUGGCCAUUAACAUCGCACUUUUUUUAUCAACUGGCUGUUAACAUCGCACACUAAGUAUCAAAUGGCUGCUAACAUCAAACACUAUGUAUCAACUGGCUAUUAACAUCGCACACUAUAUAACAACUGGCUGUUAACAUCACAAACUAAGUAUCAAUUGGCUGCUAACAUCAAACACUAUGUAUCAAAUGACUAUUAACAUCACACACUAAGUAUCAAAUAGCUGGUAACAUCGGACACUUUGUAGCAAAUGGCUGCUAAAAUCACACACUAAGUAUCAACUGGCUGUUAACAUCUGACACUAUGUAUGAACUGGCUAUUAACAUCACACACUAUGUAACAACUGGCUGUUAACAUCACAAACUAAGUAUCAAAUGGCUGCUAACAUCAAACACUAUGUAUCAACUGGCUAUUAACAUCGCACACUAUGUAACAACUGGCUGUUAACAUCACAAACUAAGUAUCAAAUGGCUGCUAACAUCAAACACUAUGUAUCAAAUGACUAUUAACAUCACACACUAAGUAUCAAAUAGCUGGUAACAUCGGACACUUUGUAUCAAAUGGCUGCUAAAAUCACACACUAAGUAUCAACUGGCUGUUAACAUCUCACACUAUGUAUCAACUGGCUAUUAACAUCACACACUAUGUAACAACUGGCUGUUAACAUCACAAACUAAGUAUCAAAUGGCUGCUAACAUCAAACACUAUGUAUCAACUGGCUGUUAAAAUCGCCCACUAUGUAUCAACUUGCUGUUAACAUCACACACUAUGUAUCAACUGGCUGCUAACAUCGCACACUUUGUAUCAACUGGCUGUUGACCUCAAACACUAUGUACCAACUGGCUGUUAAGAUCGCACACUAUGUAUCAACUUGCUGUUAACAUCACACACUAUGUAUCAACUGGCUGUUAACAUCAGAAACUAAGUAUCAAAUGGCUGCUAACAUCAGACACUAUGUAUCAACUGGCUAUUAACACCGCACACUAUAUAUCAACUGUCUGUUAACAUCGCACUCUAUGUAUCAACUGGCUGUUAACAUCGCACACUAUGUAUCAACUUGCUGUUAACAUCAUACACUAUGUAUCAACUGGCUGUUAACAUCAGAAACUAAGUAUCAAAUGGCUGCUAAUAUCAGAUACUAUAUAUCAACUGUCUGUUAACAUCGCACACUAUGUAUCAACUUGCUGUUAACAUCGCACACUAUGUAUCAACUUGCUGUUAACAUCGCACACUAUGUAUCAAAUCCCUGUUAACAUCGCACACUUUGUAUCAACUGGCUGUUAACAUCGCACACUUUGUAUCAACUGGCUUGUUAACAUCGCACACUUUGUAUCAACUGGCUGUUAAUAUCGCACACUUUGUAUCAACUGGCUUGUUAACAUCGCACACUUUGUAUCAACUGGCUGUUAACAUCGCACACUUUGUAUCAACUGGCUGUUAACAUCGCACACUUUAUAUCAACUGGCUUGUUAACAUCGCACACUUUGUAUCAACUGGCUUGUUAACAUCAUACACUGUGUAUCAAAUGGCUAUUAACAUCACACACUAAGUAUCAAAUGGCUGCUAACAUCGCACACUUUGUAUCAAAUGGCUGCCAUCAUCACACACUAUGUAUCAAAUGGCUGCUAAAAUCACACACUAAGUAUCAACUGGCUGUUAACAUCGGACACUUUGUAUCAAAUGGCUGCUAAAAUCACACACUAAGUAUCAACUGGCUGUUAACAUCGCACAUUAUGUAUCAAAUGGCUAUUAACAUGGCACACUAAGUAUCAAAUGGCUGCUAACAUCACACACUUUGUAUCAACUGGCUGUUUACAUCGCACACUUUGUAUCAACUGGCCGUUAACAUAAAACUUUAUGUAUCAUCUGAUUACAAUCAUCUCACACUAUGUAUCAACUGGCUGUUAACAUCACAUACUAUGAAUCAACUCGCUGCUAUCAUCCCACAUUAUGAUUUAACUUGCCACUAUCUUUACAAACUAUGUAUCAACUUGCUAUUAUCAUUAUAGACAAUGUAUAAACUGGCUGCUAUCAUUACACACUAUGUUUGUCAAGGCCGCUAUGAUAACACACUAUCUAUUAACUGGCUGUAAACAUCAUACACUGUGUCCAACUUGAAACUCUCAUCACACACAUGUCUCAACUGACUGCAAACAUCACACGCUCUGUCUCAAAUUACUGCGACCAACACACUUUGUGUCUCAAGUGGCUGUAAACAUCACACACUGUGUCUGAAAUUACUGCGACAAACACAGUCUGUAACUAGGUGGCUGUAAACAUCACACUGUGUCUCAAGUGGCUGUAAACAUCACACUCUGCGUCUCAAGUGGCUGUAAACAUCACACUCUGCGUCUCAAGUGGCUGUAAACAUCAUACUCUGUGUCUCAAGUGGCUGUAAACAUCACACUCUGUGUCUCAAGUGGCUGCUAAGAACAAACAAUUUGUCUCAUCUUGCUGCAGAGAUCUCAUACUGUGUACUAUAUUGCUUGUAACAUCACCCGUGUAAUUCAACUUGUUUUUAACAUCCUACAUUUUUAAAAUCAUAUAGACCGGCUGGAUGAGAGCGCUACUGGCUCAAAAACCCAAAGUGGGGGUAGGUUUAUAUUACAAAACACUUGAGAUUCUUUCUGCUCUGCUCAUUUAAACCUAGAUUAUAUUUUAUUGGUUCAAAAUCUCAGUUGAAGGAAACAAAUAUGAUUUUAUAUUUUUUGAUAAAAAAAACAAAAUUAAAUUCGGUUGUUGGUUAUUUGGUCAUUGAAAGCGCUUCAGUUUGUUCUUGUGAACACAGUAUGUUUCACACUGAAUAUUUUUCAUUUCAAAUUUCACUAGACAAAAAGCUCCAGAAAUAUUCUCUAGAGUCUCGUGUUAGAUCUUGUUACAAUGGAACAUAUAAUUGUGUAUAUUUGUAACUUGUAAUUUCUAUCUUGAUAAUUUCAAAUACACUAAUAGUAAAUUUACAAUAAAUUUUACAAUCGAAAGAUCAGAAUGAGGACAUGAUGUGUAAAAUACAUGACAGGAAGUGCUGUCUAUAAAGUUAUACCACAUGUUCCUUUACUUUCCUAAAAUUACUGUAUAAAUCACCUAUUUUACCUAUUAGUAUAUUUCAAAAACUUAUUUCAAUGUAUUUCGAUUAAUGGCACCAAACUUUAUUUUAAGUCAAGCCAAUCACAUAAAAACAUCAUAACGAGCCAACCAAGACAAAAUAAUUGAAAAGUAUCUUUUCAGGGAUAAGUAUUAUUAUUAUUAUUUUAUGAGUAAAGUUGUGACAUAUCUUUACUGGGUUAGUCAAAUAAUAAUCAUUUUAGUAAAUAAGGAAAUAUAUUUCGGUUUUUAUUUAUUUGAUUCAGAUACUACAGUACUUUUUAUAUUUAUUCACUUCCCUGCAGUGUGGUUCCAUACACUUCCCUGCAGUGUGGUUCCAUAAACUUCCCUGCAUUGUGGUUCAAUACACUUCCCUGCAGUGUGGUUCCAUAAACUUCCCUGCAGUGUGGUUCCAUACACUUCCCUGCAGUGUGGUUCCAUACACUUCCCUGCAGUGUGGUUCCAUAAACUUCCCUGCAGUGUGGUUCCAUACACUUCCCUGCAGUGUAGUUCCAUGCACUUCCCUGCAGUGUAGUUCCAUGCACUUCCCUGCAGUGUAGUUCCAUGCAAUUCCCUGCAGUGUAGUUCCAUGCACUUCCCUGUAGUGUAGUGCCAUACACGAUCCUAAUGUCGUUAUACGUUCACAAACCUGUGCGUCACUCUGUUGUCUAAUCCAUGUACAUAAUCACUUGUCUGUAAAUCCUAAUUCACAUAGUUUAAAAGUGUGUACAAAUACGUAAAUCCAUUUUUUUAAAAACUUUAUUCAGAGAAAGUUAAAGUUUAUAAUGUAAUCCAUUUACACUAAUUUUUUUUUAAAAAUUACAAAACUAUUUUCUCAUCAGGGGAGAGAACUACAAAAUCAGAGCCCAGAAACCAUGGACACUUCAUUUUCACCAGAGAAAUACAAGAAGUUUUUGGACUUUAUUUCAUUUGCCUGGCUGCUUGGUUACGUUAACGUCCAUCUGUUAGAAGUUUUAGACACGGGAAAGGGAAUUUAGUAAAAUAUUGUGAAAACAUUCAAAAUUUCUCCUUCCCCUGCGCGUCGUUGAGACUAUAACUUACGAACCAAAUAAAAGAAAUUACAAUUUUCAAUUGAUAUUUAAUGAAUUAAUCGAUGAACACAAGAGGAUAUAUUUCAGUUAUCAAAGGUGUUGUGGAAAUCAAUCUAAUCUAAGACAGUCUUUUUAACUGUUAUUUACAUACACCAUGUGUGUUCGCUGUGUAUCAAGUAUCGAUAAAGGUUGCUUUUACUACAGAUGUCAAUGUGUUUUUGAAAAUCGUUGAUUAUAAAAUUUCAGGCUAAAUAUAACUAUAAUGAUUAUUUUUCUAAACCAUUCAUCAUAAAAAUUUUAAUACUAUGUAUCUAUAUUUUAUUAUUUUAACAAGCUACC